AUGAACUGGAAAAAAGGUCCCAUCAUCGGCCGUGGUUCCUCCGCCACCGUCUCUCUCGCCACCAAAGUCACCGGAGACCUCUUCGCUGUCAAGUCUGUCGAGCUUUCAAGUUCACAGUUCUUACAGAAAGAGCAAGAAUUUCUUUCUAAAUUAAAAUCCCCUCAUGUAAUCCAGUACAUCGGGUUUGAUGUUGAUUAUGAUAACAACAUUCCGAUGUAUAAUCUGUUCAUGGAGUAUGCACCCGGUGGCACGAUUUCAGAUGUGAUUAAGAAACAAGGAGGGUGUCUUGAUGAGGGCUUGAUCGGAUCUUAUACUCGUCAGAUUCUACUUGGGUUGGAUUAUCUUCACUCCAACAAUUUGGUGCAUUGUGAUAUCAAGUGCCAGAAUGUGUUCGUUGCCAGCGAUGGCGUCAAAAUUGGUGAUCUUGGGUGUGCUAAAUUGGCGGAGAUCGGCGGAGUUGCGUCCUCUGUUUUUUCAGGUACACCGGUUUUCAUGGCUCCGGAGGUUGCAAGAGGUGAAGAACAAGGGUUUGCGGCUGACGUGUGGGCUGUUGGGUGUGCAGUAAUUGAAAUGGCAACCGGUUCUAACCCGUGGCCUGCGGUAAAUAACCCGGUGUCUGCUUUAUACAAAAUUGGGUAUUCCGGCGAUGUACCAUUGUUUCCGACGUGGUUAUCGGUGGAAGCUAAAGAUUUCUUGAAUAAGUGUUUGCGAACAAAUGCUGAAGAAAGGUGGACAGCAAACCAACUUCUUCAACACCCAUUUGUUGAUUCGAAUUCUGAUUUCCGAAAGAUUCAAAAUUUCCCCAGGAAUUCUCCAAGUAGCAUCCUGGAUCAAGGAUUCUGGGACUGUUUUGAAGCGCCGGAGCCUUCACCGCCGCUGACCCAUUUCAUGAACUUCUCCGGCGAGUCUCCGCUGGUUAGGAUAGGACAGUUGGUUGAAGGAACUCCUUCACGUUUGCCCAUUUGGGUUGACGAAGAAGAGUGGAUGACAGUAAGAACAAAUCAGAUAGACAACGAAGAAUUGGAAGAGGACAACACUGAGUCGACUCGUAUGAACUCGUUUUCAGAAGAAGCGUUUUUUUCACGACCUGUUAGAACAAAUUUAGAAUCCAGUGUAGUUGAAAUGAGUGGAGCAAGUGUGGUUGUUUCAAGAUUUCUUGAUUGUAAGAACAUGAAUAAUAAUAAUAAUUGUUUUCUGAUUGAUUCAAAAUUAAGCUAUUCGUUAUUGGCUCUCACUGUUUUCUGA
Lactuca virosa is the source of this 1245-nucleotide messenger RNA. The record is from the annotation of a GenBank genome assembly. NCBI's taxonomy places the organism in Eukaryota, Viridiplantae, Streptophyta, Magnoliopsida, Asterales, Asteraceae.